AUGGGAAACUUACGGAUGAGCUUGGAUAUGGCCCGUGACAGCUUAGGACAUCUGAGCUCUUCUCCAGUAAGCCCCUGGGACAGCAUAAGGUACCAAACUAAUGACAAGACUUUCAAGGAGCUCGUCGGUUUCUGGAUCAACAACCUGUCCAUGCGAGUCCCAAACUCAGUGGUGCUUCCCGUGGGAACCCACGUGGACUGCUGCCGGGAGGAGGAGGUGGAGGAGAAGAGAUGUGACAUCAUGGCCAAGAUCACAGCCAUGCUGAUGGAGAGAAAAAGCAACCUCGCUCACUUCAUCGACAAUCUGGAGGGCAGUGAGGAGCCCGAGUUUUACGUGGACCAGUGGGAGAGGCUGAAGGAGAUGGAGAGCUGCACAUUAACAAUCUUAAACUUAGUUGCUGUCAACUGCACAGAUCACCACGAUAUCAAAAAGCUCGAGGCCACUAUUUUGGAGCAUGUGAAGAACGAGGAGCUCUUCCCUGAGGUCGUCCGAGUGCUGCCACCCGUCUAUAGGCAGGUGGAAGCUGCCAUUGUAGAUAUCGCACAGGGCGAGGAGUUGGCAGACCAUGGCAUGAUGGACCUCCAGUAUCUGCUCAGCAAACUCUCCCAGUGCGAGCACCUGGCUAACCUGGGCAGAGAGCUUCUCCAGGACAUCUUGCGGUACCUCCACCGCGUCGGGCUUGUCGUGUGGUACGAGGAAAUCAAGCACCUGGAAAGCACUGUUUUUCUCCAGCCUACCUUCCUAAUAACUAUGUUCAAGCUCCUUGUGAGGUACCGCCUAGUCCAGCAGCUCGAGAGCAUCUCUGUGGACACGCUGAUUGGGGAACAUGCUACCAUCAGAGACAGGUCCAACUGGGUGUGGACUUUCAAGUCAAAGGCAAUGCUGUGCCACCGGGCUGUGCGUGCCUUGGUGAAGCACCAGCUCUGUUCAGAAGGGAUGCGGGACGUCUUUGAGGAAAUCAUGGGACAUAGGCCCCCCAGCAGGAGAGGGAAGCUCUUCAGCCUCCUGGAGCACUUUGAGCUCUGCCUGGAGGUGAGGCAUGCCAAAGCACUCAACCCACAGGCCAGUGAGUUUGUGCCCGGGAAGCCAUGGGAGACAACGCGGGGGCAAGGCGAGUCCUGGUACUUGUUCCCAACCUAUCUGAACCAGACCGAAGAGGUCUCUGAGGUGUGGGGAGGAGAUCACCCUGAGGACCUCCACAUCCGUGCCUACUUCUCACCCGAAAUACCUGAGGGUUUCUUCCAGAGGUUCCUGGUGAAAGCUUGUUCCUUCUACUCCACACACUGGGUGGCCAAGGCAACCUGCCUGCUCAUAUCCAAUGGCAAACCUCUGCUGAUCAAAGAGAAUAACCAGAGAGCCUACAGCUACCUGGAGCUCCGAUGCAGAAAGCCGGCAGGAAGGACAGGUUUCCAGUUUGCCUGGGACUUCCUCAUGGCGGUUGUCUUCACCAUCCAGAAGCUCGCUGAGGAGUGGCCGGGGCUGCACAUGUGCAUGAAGACACCCUGCCGAACGGCUGGUUGUCCUGCGGAGCUCAUCUGGCCAGACAUGGAUGGCACAAAUGCCAUGACGAAGGAAGACAUUAAAACCUGUGGGACGUGUGGGCACCGCUUUGGUGCAGAGCUGCUCCUGCCCAAAGUGCCCAGGCAGCUGGAGGAGCCCCCGGCGCAGCCCUCUGCUCACUAUUACGUGACAAGCUACGGGACCACCACCUUUGGGCCCAGCAGCAUCCACAUCAAUCGGCAGAACAUCUCAAGUGAGUAA
Haliaeetus leucocephalus (bald eagle) is the source of this 1761-nucleotide messenger RNA. RefSeq names its product malignant fibrous histiocytoma-amplified sequence 1 homolog. The transcript has 10 exons. The record is from RefSeq and is a predicted model, not a curated record. NCBI's taxonomy places the organism in Eukaryota, Metazoa, Chordata, Aves, Accipitriformes, Accipitridae. The coding region runs from base 1 to 1761 and encodes 586 amino acids.